GCCGGAAGUGAGUGAGCGCCAGUGCUACUGCUGAACCGUCUUUAGUAACAGAAAUGCCUCAAAGAUGAAAUGCAUUUUCUGCACCCUUUCAUAACUUGUGCAUUCAUUUAGCUCUCAUAAACCCGUCAUCACAAAGAGUCUGGCUGGCAGCUGAUGACGCCUAGGUCAGCAGGAUGACUAUCAAGACAAACAAAUCUUACAAGCUGGUGGUUCAUAAAAAAGGCUUUGGCGGAAGUGAUGAUGAGCUGAUGAUGAACCCCAAGGUGUUCCCCCACGUGGCCCUGGGGGACAUCGUAGAGAUCGCACAUCCCAACGAUGAGUACAGUCCUCUUCUGCUGCAAGUAAAGAGCCUGAAAGAAGACCUGCAGAAAGAGACAAUCAGUGUUGACCAAACAGUUGCCCAGGCCUUCAAGCUCCGUGCUUACCAGGAUGUCAUCAUCAACAUUGUGGAUCCUAAGGAUGUCACCCUUGAUCUUGUGGAGCUCACCUUCAAAGAUCAGUACAUUGGCCGAGGAGACAUGUGGAGACUGAAGAAGAGUUUGGUCAGCACCUGUGCAUACGUGACCCAGAAAGUUGAGUUUGCUGGAAUCAGGGCCCAGGCCAGUGAACUAUGGGUCAAAGGUGAAAAGGUCACAUGUGGGUACAUCAGUGAGGACACCAGGGUGGUGUUCAGGUCCACUUCAGCGAUGGUUUACAUCUUCAUCCAGAUGAGUUGUGAAAUGUGGGACUUUGAUAUCUAUGGAGACCUUUACUUUGAAAAGGCCGUUAAUGGUUUCCUGUCAGAUCUCUUUACCAAAUGGAAGGAGAAGAACUGCAGUCAUGAGGUGACGGUGGUGCUGUUCUCCAGAACUUUCUACUCAGCCAAAUCUAUGGAUGAGUUUCCUGAGAUCCUGAGGGGUUCUAUCAGACAGGACCAUGAGGGACGCUUCUAUGAGGAUUUCUACAGGGUGGUGGCCCAAAACGAAAGACGAGAUGAGUGGACAUCUCUCCUCAUUACCAUCAAGAAACUCUUCAUCCAGUACCCUGUCCUGGUGCGCCUCAGAGGAGCAGAUGGCUUCCCCUGUGGUCAGAACUCCACAGCAGCUCAGGGGAACUAUCUGGAAGCUAUUAACCUCUCCUUCAACGUGUUUGACAAGCACUACAUCAACCGCAACUUCGACCGCACAGGGCAGAUGUCCGUUGUGAUCACACCGGGCGUGGGGGUUUUCGAGGUGAACCGCCUGCUCAUGAUCCUCACCAAACAGCGCAUGAUUGACAAUGGUAUCGGAGUGGACCUGGUGUGCAUGGGAGAGCAGCCACUCCAUGCUGUUCCUCUUUUCAAGCUGCACAACCGGACAGUACCAGGAGACUCCAGGCUGGGGGAUGACUACAACCUGCCCCACUGGAUCAACCACAGUUUCUACACAUCCAAAAGCCAAGGCAGUUGCAGCUCUUUUACCCCCAGGAUAAAGCUGGCAGGACGCAAGGCCCAUGCAGAGAGAGCCAAGAGCAGUAAAGAGAACUCCCUGGGAGCCCCGAAGGACUCGGAGAACAGCUUGCCCAUCCAGGUGGACUAUGAUGCCUAUGACGCCCAGGUGUUCCGGUUGCCAGGGCCCUCUCGAGCUUCACGCAGCACCAACUUCAGGUCCAGUCGUGAGAGGGAGACCAGUGGUCGGAAGAGCUGGGGUUCGGCCGAGGCCAGUGGUGGAGGCCCAGGGACAGGAGGGGUGUCCCCCCCAACGAGGGGCCCCGGAAUGGGGGGCCCAGACGAGCAGCGGAGCCUGGCAUCUGACGACAGCCUGGGGCGCGUGUCCAACAUCCUCCUGAUCCCGCGCGGCCCUCCAGCCCAGUACGAGGUCAGCAGCUCACUGGGGUAUACCAGCACAAGAGAGAUCCUGGAGAAGAUGAUGGAGUCCCAGCGGGACUGGAGCGCCCCAGGUCGUUUUACGGUGGGCAGCGCCGAGUCCACUCUGCACGUGCGUCCAGGCGGCUACACCCCUCAGCGGGCGCUUAUUAACCCCUUCGCCCCCUCACGCAUGCCCAUGAAGCUCACCUCCAACCGCCGCCGCUGGAUGCACACCUUCCCUGUGGGCCCAUCGGGAGAACCCAUCCAGAUCCACCACCAGACGCGGCAGAACAUGGUGGAACUGCAAGGCAGCGAGCAGCGAGACCCCGCCCACACCUCUGCAGAGCUGCUGGAGCUGGCCUAUCACGAGGCCACUGGCAGGAGAACAGCUUCUCGUCACGGUGGAGAGAAUGGCCUUUACAUCAGUGGAGGGAUAGAGGAGUUCUCUGGCAGCCCCUCCAGCAGCAACAGCACUGGAACACCUGUUAAUCGUGGAUCCUCAUUCGAAGACUUCUCCUCUGGUGGUCCUGACCCAACCCUCCUGCUGUCUGCCCCCCCAACAGUGCCCAGUUUCUGCUGCACGGUGGGGGUGGACUGGAAGUCCCUGACCACACCCGCCUGCCUCCCCCUCACCACCGACUACUUCCCCGACAAACAGUCGCUCCAGAACGACUAUACCGAGGGCUGCUACGACCUGCUACCCCACACAGACCUGGACAGGCGUGAUGAGGACGCUCCAGCGAUGUCGGCGCCUCAAGUGUUUGAGGAGUUCAUCUGUCAGAGACUCAUGCAGGGCUACCAGAUCAUCGUCCAACCAAACGCCAGGAAGCAGGCUCCGCCUUCAUCUGCCCCGCCCCUCAGCAGCAGCCCACUCUACUCUAGAGGUCUGGUGUCUCGGCGUAGGCAAGAGGAGGAGGAGAGUGUGUACUGGCUCAGCAUGGGCCGCACAUUCCACAAAGUCUGCCUGAAGGACAAGAUCAUCACCGUCACACGCUACCUGCCCAAGUAUCCGUACGAGUCGGCACAGAUCCAGUACAGCUACAGUCUGUGCCCGCCUCACACUGAGGCCCAUUUCCUGUCCUGCUGGGUGGAGUUCAGUCACGAGAGGCUGGAGGAGUACAAGUGGAACUACCUGGACCAAUACAUCUGCUCAGCCGGCUCCGAGGACUUCAGUCUGAUUGACUCGUUAAAGUUCUGGCGCACACGCUUCCUACUGCUCCCAGCCGGAGGAGGGGCGAGGCGUGUUGCGGACAGUGAUGGCCGAUGGGAUGUGUACGGCGAGGGUUUCGGGGUGCCGGGUUCUGAUUGGGCACCGCUGGAUGGCUUCAUCCGCUUUGUGGAGGGGCUGAACCGCAUUCGCCGCCGACACCGCUCCGACCGGAUCAUCAGGAAAGGAGGAGCCAUGAAGGGCUUGCAGGUGACAGGCCCUCUCUCACCCUACCCCCCUGAGCCCAUAGCGCCCCCUCUGGGAAAGAAGGGAACAUCGGCUCUCUCAGCACUGCUGGAAUUGGAUCAGACCCAAAAGACUCUUGAGGAGCAGCAGCAGCAGGCUGCCCAACAUGGUGUCAAGGCGGCCGGGCCCCUCAGUGAAGCCUCCACCGGGGCCAUGGCAACCACCUAUGUCGACAGCCCCCGAAAGGACGCCGGCUUCCUUCUGGAUUUUAUCCGGAGCCCUCGCUCCUCAUACAUCUAUCACUCUCAGAUUUCAGCUGACCAACCAGCAGCCAGUGUGGCUGAGUCUGGGCUAACUGACAAAGCAGCCAGCCAGUCAGCUGCUGCAGGUGUUGGUACUCAGUCCAGUGGAGACGCAGCCUCUGGAGUUUCCACGGAAACCAGGUGAGCGAAUCCCACUUAU
This is a messenger RNA of Alosa alosa (allis shad), 3680 nucleotides long. It is a transcript of the gene depdc5, whose product is annotated as DEP domain containing 5, GATOR1 subcomplex subunit. The transcript is spliced from 34 exons. The coding region runs from base 174 to 3665 and encodes 1163 amino acids. Lineage: Eukaryota; Metazoa; Chordata; Actinopteri; Clupeiformes; Clupeidae. Gene Ontology annotation, cellular component: lysosomal membrane; GATOR1 complex. Gene Ontology annotation, biological process: negative regulation of TORC1 signaling; cellular response to amino acid starvation; positive regulation of autophagy. The record is from RefSeq and is a predicted model, not a curated record. Gene Ontology annotation, molecular function: GTPase activator activity.